AUGACACCGAUACGUUGGCCAGGCGAUAACGUAUAUACCCACUGUCGCUAAUAUCAUUGAAACUAAUACAGUGAUACUCUGCCCAUCGUCUAUGUAAUAUAUUGUAUUGUCUGCACUGGCAGUUUACUGGCUCGCCACCGUGGUUAAUACCAAUGGUCGCAAUGUUCCUUUCGAGUCCACCGUUAUUGUUCGCUUCCAUAAGCCCUUUCGUCGUUUCUUCCACUAUGAUCAAUCCACAGGCCAUUGUGGGUGUUGAAGAUAACCACAAAGUGGUCUGUCCACGGCCCUAACUCAUUUAAAGGACGCGGGUCUGUAUGGUAGCCAUCAACUUCGUCUCACUGAACGCUCUCCCUUGUCCUCACGCCACUGUUUACUAUGUCGUCUGACCGUAUUGUGCGUCUCGGCCCCAAGCUCACUCUCAGGUUCAAGACUUCCUCUCCAAAACCAGCAAAUUCAGAUUCGUCUUACCAGAGCUCUGUCUCGGCGUGCCCCCCAGUAGAGGCCCCACGAAGCCAGAAAAAGAGAUCUCGAGAUGCUCGAUAUGAAACCGACACUCCUGUCAUCCCUUCCUCUGCCAUACCGCCCACGCGCGCCAUAGUACCAUUGAGGCGAAAGAUUACUACUGCGACGGAUGGAAAAUCGGUUGUUGGUCAUUCACAAAACAAUGAAGCAGUGGGUUGUGGUUAUAGGGACGAUAGCUACGCGUCGGAGCACCUCUCCCAAGAUUGGGAGAUGUCAACUCCAGCCAACCCUCCUGGCGCGCACGUUCCUACUCAAUUUCUUCAACUGCAAGAUGACUGGGAGAUGGAAUAUUGGUUUGGGUUGUACUAUAGAAGGAUUAGGAAGGGAAGUCUCAAGGGCAGACUGUUGAGGGAAUCGUAG
Messenger RNA from Suillus subaureus, 882 nucleotides. RefSeq lists its product as uncharacterized. The transcript has 2 exons. The record is from RefSeq and is a predicted model, not a curated record. NCBI's taxonomy places the organism in Eukaryota, Fungi, Basidiomycota, Agaricomycetes, Boletales, Suillaceae. The coding region runs from base 376 to 882 and encodes 168 amino acids.